Molecule: messenger RNA, 378 nt
Organism: Caenorhabditis briggsae
Lineage: Eukaryota; Metazoa; Nematoda; Chromadorea; Rhabditida; Rhabditidae
Exons: 3
Coding region: 1-378 (125 amino acids)
Source: RefSeq, a predicted model, not a curated record
AUGUCCGUGGAUUGCAACACGGAAAAACUAGCAACACUGAUGCAAUGUUCACCAGUUAGGGAGGUAACCGAGCAGCAAACUCAAAUGGCUCUGACUGAUACUACAAAACGUUCUCUUGUGAUUAAAAUUGCCUACAAACAUCUCGGCACGUCCACACAAUAUCCAUAUGGGAAGCACUUCGCGGACGAUGGUAAAGUUGUAGUGGACAGCUACAAAAAGAACAAGGAGAAUAAGAGAAGGAACAAAUCGGAUCAAUCAGUGAACCGCCUGCUUCUGGGAUUCCUCCCAACUGGUCAAAAACUGGUGCUCACCAAUUGCCCAAUGACUUCCCGUAAUAAUGGUUCGCUACCCAACACGAGCGCCAAAACAGAAAGCUGA